AUGGCCGCCACAGAAAUAUUUCAAACCAUCGCCAAGAUAUGGCUCGCAUUCGUGGGAUUUAUAUGUUCCCUCUUUUCAAAAUCAAGCAAGCAUGAAGAUGAUGCCAAACCUCCGAUUCUACCUUUGACGGCGAACAAGCCAGUCGCGAACCAUGGUGCUCCAGAACUUGCGCGUAUGCAUAUGCAUAUUGAAGAAGCUGCAAGUGCGUAUUCGCCUGCAUGGUUGUCAUAG
Messenger RNA from Pleurotus ostreatus (oyster mushroom), 231 nucleotides. RefSeq lists its product as uncharacterized. The transcript has a single exon. The record is from RefSeq and is a predicted model, not a curated record. Lineage: Eukaryota; Fungi; Basidiomycota; Agaricomycetes; Agaricales; Pleurotaceae. The coding region runs from base 1 to 231 and encodes 76 amino acids.